CGUGCGUGGUCCUCCUCGGCUUGCGCAUAACUUCCACGUUCUUGCAUCCGGCCGUUUCUCCCCGCGUUUUCCUCCUCCUUCCACUUUUCAAUCCCAACAGCUUCCCCAUUUUCCAGGAUUUUUUCACUGGGUCUCGAGUUAAUCUGUGAGCUUGUGCCGCGGCUUGACUUUCCACGGCAAUGUUACCGCAGACCUUUGAUCAAUCGAGUAUUUCUGCCUCCGAAUCCCAUGGCGUCUUCCCUUUUCUGAAACACUUUCUCUGCGGUUGUCAGAUGAGCGUUUGACACUACGAAGAAAAAGAAAUUUCCGCUUUUAUACCGGGCUGAUUGAGGAGAUAGUAUACAGAUUGCUGCUACGCCGCAAGAAGACAUCUGCAAAUAUCGUUCAAGAGCUUUAUAGUGACCGUUAAAUUUGUAACAAUUUGUCGACAUUUGUUACGGUUAUAUAGAAGUACACAGUGAAAAGCGCACAGUGUGAUCAAAAGUUGGUUCGUUCAAAGGCUCGGCUGUUCUCGUACAUUGCAAAGUGUGACUCGUUGUUAUAGUGAUACGAAAGGAAUAGGAAAAAUUGUUGAAACUAUCACAGUUGCAAUCAUGGCCACCACCGAGGUCUUCCAAGACUGGGACUCCCCGCACGAAAAUUUAUCGAGCAAAACAACGCGAAUGAGUACCACGAGAACGACGACGAAAACAACAACGAGAAGAGAGACGUCCGCGUCGACAAAAACAACCACCAUGACAACGGCAGCCAAGCUGUACGGCAAAGACCUCAGCGAAUAUGACGAUGUGGAUGUGGACGAUCUACUGUCACAGCUUUCGCCUGAGGAAAUAAACAUACUUGCAAAGGAAGUUGAUCCAGAUGAUAGUUUCAUGCCUCCGUCGCAACGUUGCAGUUAUGAAUGUGAUAAAGAUCCAACAGGGCCGCUAAACCGCAAGAAGCUCAUCGAUCACAUCAACAAACAGGCUUUAGAGACACCUGAUAUCCCAGAGUUGAAGCCAUACGUGCCGGGAACUGUUCGUGGGAAGAAAUGGAUUCCACCACCACAAGAUAAUCAAAAAGAAAAGGAAGCAGAUGAACAAAUUGCAAUAGAUCUUGGAGAUGAAUAUGAACAGGCUCUCUCCGCCGCAUCUCAAGAAGAGAUUAUUGAUCUCGCUGCCAUCCUCGGUUUUCACUCGAUGAUGAACCAAGACCAGUACCAUGCCUCCCUACUAAACUCUGGCCAACCAGUCGGGCUGGGGUGGGAUGGUAUUACGAAGGCAAGCCAACCCAAAGUAUUUCCCAUGGAACCACCAAACAACACGGACGUAGACGCAACGAUCAAACAAGUUCAUGACGAUGAUCACAUGUUGGCGGAUCUGAAUUGGAAUAAUAUUAAGAACAUCUCAGACGAAAAGUUCAUUCAGUUGUUCGAAGCAUUGGAGAUCAACACACACCUCGAAGCCUUGAGUUUGACAAACGUCGGGCUUACCGACAAGACUGCACUCAGAUUAGCUGACGCCAUCGAAAAGAAUUCGACCCUCAGAGUACUCAAUGUUGAAACAAAUUUCAUCAGUCCGUCUGUGAUAGUAAGGCUCAUCAAGGCUCUUCUUAAAACAAAAUCCAUUGAAGAGUUCAGAUGCUCAAACCAGAGAUCACAAGUACUGGGCAACAAAAUUGAGAUGGAAAUAACGCAGCUGGUUGAGCAGAAUCCGACGCUCCUCCGGCUCGGUCUUCACCUUGAAUUUAAUGAUGCCAGGCACAGAGUCGCCGCUCACCUACAGCGCAACAUUGAUAGGAUUUGUCGUGUCGAAUACUGGGAACACGCUAAGAUGGUAGCAAUUGGCUCAGGUUAUUAUACAUACACCAUUCUUCCGGCUGACUUCCUUAAGAAACGAAAACAGAACUUGGCGCUUGCAUAGCGCAAUGAUACGGCAGUCCCGGGUCGGGGCAACGACAUCCUAGUGCGAUGAGGCGUUCGCCUAGACCGUUUACGCCGCACAGGGAGGGCUUCUCGUAACUACACUAUAGGCUGGGCAAUGCACUAGGAACAUGAAGAAAAAUCUUCGCCAUCAUCCGCUGGUUUGGUAUUCUUGUAUCGCAGUUCGACCGCCUAAAACUUCGCCAAAAAGCGAAGCGAAACAUAAAAGAUAAAAGCUUGCCUCGAAGAACUGUCGUGUGAAAAUUUGAUGUCUAUCGAUCAAUUCAUGGCUGCUAAUAUGGUUUUCAUAAUUUCACGAAAAGCAUUCAGUAUUUUGAGGCUUUGUUUGAAGAAACCGAACUGCUAAAAACAUCAUAGUAUUGUGAAAAAUGAAAGAUUUGGCAACAAGGGCGAAAAAGGAACUGACACUUAAUCUUCUGAAGAUCGCGACAAGCAGUGCAUCCGGUUCUUCGAGACACCAAAGAGAUGCGGAUUAAACCUUACCGAAAAAAUGGCGUCCUACGCCCAAUGACCUAAUGCCUAAUUGGAACGGAAACGGCGUCGGCGAAGAAAAAAAACAACAAGAAAUCGUAGUCUUUUCAUAGAAUCUUGAAUAUUUAAUAGUUCCGCAAUUCGCUUCCGGAAAUUAGGAUGCAGUACGCAAUCGCAAUUUGUCUCGCUUAAUCAUC
Molecule: messenger RNA, 2586 nt
Organism: Diprion similis
Lineage: Eukaryota; Metazoa; Arthropoda; Insecta; Hymenoptera; Diprionidae
Gene: tmod
Product: tropomodulin
Exons: 11
Coding region: 594-1898 (434 amino acids)
Biological process (GO): myofibril assembly; pointed-end actin filament capping
Cellular component (GO): myofibril
Molecular function (GO): tropomyosin binding
Source: RefSeq, a predicted model, not a curated record